Ficedula albicollis (Collared flycatcher) is the source of this 2579-nucleotide messenger RNA. It is a transcript of the gene POF1B, whose product is annotated as premature ovarian failure, 1B. Gene Ontology annotation, molecular function: actin filament binding. The coding region runs from base 1 to 1749 and encodes 582 amino acids. The transcript has 16 exons. The record is from RefSeq and is a predicted model, not a curated record. Gene Ontology annotation, cellular component: adherens junction; actin filament; bicellular tight junction. NCBI's taxonomy places the organism in Eukaryota, Metazoa, Chordata, Aves, Passeriformes, Muscicapidae. Gene Ontology annotation, biological process: actin filament organization; epithelial cell morphogenesis; bicellular tight junction assembly.
AUGCUCCCGGACCGAGACCGGGACCGGGACACGGACCGGCCUCUCGGGGCUGCUCCCGGACCGAACCCGGUUCCUGCCCGGGAUGAGGGGCUGCUCCGGACCGGACCCGCUCCCGCCCGGGCUGUCGAAGCCGGAUCCCGCCCCGGAGGGCCCGGAGGUCUCAGGGUCGGGACGGGCCGGCCCGGCCCCUCCGCUGCGUUUCCCCUGGCCCGGCCCCUCCGCUGCGUUUCCCCUCAUGGCGAAGCCGCUGUGUCCGCUCCGGGCAGCCUCACCGGGCUGUCCCCGGGUCACGCCACCGGCCCCAGCGCGGUGUCACCCUUUUCCCCCCUUUCCCCUCAGAACGCCGCCCUGGCCGGGUCCGUCCCCGCACGGCUCGGCUGCCCUGGGGCUGCUCGUGGCACCAUUCGCAGGAUCAUUAUCGAGAACCCAGACCAGGAGCCAUUAUCCCCUUUUCUUAGAGGGGCCAGUUUCUCUCCUGGAAAUAAUGUCAUCUAUGAAAAGACAAUAAGAAAAUACGAGCUAUUAAAUCCUCUCCAAGAGCGGCAGUUCCCGCCGUGCCCGGCCGAGCCGUGCCCGCAGUGCCCGCCCGCCGCGCCGCCCCCGCUCACGCAGCAGUGCCGGCAGACACAGACGGGCUCUCCCUGCGAGCUGUGCCCCGGCCCGGGCAGCGACGAGUGCCGGGCACACCCCGUGAGGAGGGGCGCCGCCCCCCCCGAGCUGGUGAGCUGCCCCCAGGACACCCCUGAGCAGCUGGACUGUCGCUUCUUUGGGGAGCUGCUGGCCGAGCUGCACCGCAAGAGCACCGACCUGUACAGCUGCCUGCUGCAGCACGUGGAGAAGAUUGGGACAAGGAACCACGACAUUGAAUUCACGUGCCAGACUGAAGAUAUUGAAGAAUUAAUUCCCAAAGGACUGUCUGAGGCAACAAAGCAGCAGAUUCGUUAUCUCCUCCAGAUGAGAGCGACAUCAGACAAAUCCCUGAGACUUGUGCUUUCCACCUUCAAGAAUCUGCGUGAGGAGCUCUGCCAUUUGCAGGAUGACCUGGGGAAGCUGGAAACUGAUAAUGUCUUGCUGAAGAAGGAUUUGGCUUUUAAGGAUUCUCAAGUAAAAGAAUAUGAAACAAUGCUGGCUUCUCUGAGGGAGAACAACCGUCAGCAGCAGCAAGGGCUGAGGGACAGCACUGCCAGGUGCCGCUCGCUGGAGGAACAGCUGCUGUCCCUGCGGCUCAGCGAGGGGGACAAGGAGUGCCAGCUGAAGGAGCUGGAGUACAGCAGGAGGGCCCUGGAGCAGGAGAUCCAGAGCCUCAAGCUGCAGAGCUGCUCCAGCCCCAGCCUGCAGACCACGACGGACGAGCUCUCCAGCCGCUACGUGGAGAUGAUCAACAACCUGAGGGAGGACAAGGACAGGGAGAUCCGCAGCCUCAGGUCCCAGCUGUGCCAGUUCCAGCAGGACAUAACCAGGAGAGAGGGGAGCAACAGUGACUUGCAAAUGAGGCUGCACGAACUGACAUCGCUGCUGGAGGACAAGGAGGCUUUUAUUAAACAACAGCAAGAGGAGCUUUUCAGACUGAAGCAUGAGAAGUUAUCUGGCAGUCAGUCCCCUGGGGUGACAGCCAUCAUCACUAAAAAGUACAGGAAUCAAUACCCUAUUCUGGGUCUCCUGUCUGAUGACUACAAGGUCACAUCACCUGUCAAUAAAUCACAAACCAUUGUAAUUGAGAGGACUGGGGAGAUCUGGAAACACGAAUGAGAGAAAACUCAGAGCUGCUCCAAGGAGUUCACAACCACUAAAACUGCUUUACUUUCUGCUCUUCUGCAUCCAAAAAAGGUUCAGUCUGAUAGUGAGGAAGGCUGGGAAAACAUUAAGGACUCACUUUUCCCUCGGAAGAGUGGGAUGCUCUCCCUCUGUGGACUUCAGCUGUUCUUGACUAGCUCCUGCCCUUCAGCCAGUCCUGAGGCAAUCUAGGAGACAAAAGGAAGACACCUGAAACCUUUUCCUCUUGGUCCUUGCAGCCAGGUUCUGUCUCCUCAUGCUGACAGUGGGAAUGACCCCGAUGUCAGUCCCACCCCUCCCACAGCUGCUUUCAGUGCAGAGCCACGGGCUGCAUGGGAACUUCAAAAAUACCUCACUGGGAACUGCUCCUUCCCUUCCACCUGCCCCUGUCUGGGAAGCUCAGACACAAAGGACAAAACUUACAUCAAACCCAGCUUGUGACCUGGCAAAUGCCAGCAGGACCCAGUUCAGUGAAGGGCUGGGCCAAGGCUCAUUUUAAAGAAUGUUUCUGACCUCAGAGGUGAUGUAUUUUCAGCCCCAAACCAGCUGACCAAGAAAUUCUUUCAAACUGAUUUGGUGUUCAUGAUUCAGUAGUUGUCUGAGCAACACAGCACAGAGACUCACAGGGAAAGUUUGCAACGCUGCAAUCCAAAGGUGCUCUUCUAUGGUGGGGUUCUUGCUUUGCUUUCCUGCUGCAGCCAUGUAUUUCUGCUCCACAUAAUAGAGACCCUAGGCAAUGUUUAAUGGGGAAACAAUGCUGGAAGCUACCUGUAACCAUGAAAUAAACCCAAGUCUAACUCUCUGCA